GUUAAGAUUUAGUACAAUAUGUGUCAGUUCUUUCUACAAGCUUAAGAGCCGUGGUUGGCCAGGGUUGAUCAACUAAAUAGGACCCUUUUAUUUAAAUUUAGUCUCAAUUAUAUUGGCAUAAAUAGACAGAACAGCAGAGAAGAUUUGCUGCUGAUUGCGUAAAAUGGAUCUUUCCGCUCUGCACCGCUACCCUGACUUCAAAGACGAAUUUUUCCGAUGCACUAAGUUUCCUCAAAAGUGGGACUUCAGAUACACAAAGGGCGAGUUAGCAGAAAACGGUUUCUUCAGCGUCGACAACAGCCCAUGGGUGGUGUGCUUUUCUUGCGGUCUGCAGAUCAACGUUGAAAUCGACAACAGGGACAGUCUGCAGGCGCAGCACGCAGCCAAAUCUCCUUCGUGCUCCAUGGUGACCGGCAAUCACAGCAUCAAUGUUCCACUACCCCACAAAACCAUCUACAAAUGUGAGAAGGACAGGCUCUACUCCUUCCUGACCAGCCACUUUCCCUGGCCUGUGGACGUUUACAAUCUGGCCAAAAAUGGUUUCUACUACGACCGCACCAAAAAGUCUUCCUGUUGCUUCCACUGCAAACUUCAAAUCGGAAGCUGGGGCCAAGGCGAUACUGCGGCGACAGAGCACAUGAAAUACAAUGCCAACUGCAGUUUCUAUUUGAAAGGUGAAGGAGUCGAAAAUGUGCCCAUUGGACAGGAAGACACGGAUCUUGGUCGACAAGUUAUCCAAUCCGCACUUGCUGAGGAAAAUGCCUCAAAGCAGUCAAGCACACUUCAUGUUGUCGAACCGCCUAAGAUCCCUCGAUACAAAGAGAAAAAGGAUCGUGUAGCCACGUUUUCAACUUGGCCCGCAAGCAUGAAGCAGAGACCUGGAGAGCUUGCCGACGCCGGAUUUUUCUACACCUCUCGAGGUGACAUGGUUCAAUGCUAUCAGUGUGGAGGAGGCUUCAAAUUCUGGGGCCGAGAUGACGUGCCCUGGGAGCAGCACGCGAUAGGAUUUCCAGAGUGCCCCCUGGUCAGGGCGAUAGCAAACAAGCACAAGAAGUUCCUUAAUCUGAAACGGACCAAGGAAUCAACCAUUGUUGCUGUGAGGAACCCAGAUCAAACAGAGGAGCAAGAAACCAAGAUCGAGAUCGAUGGAGGCGACUCCAGCAUGGCAGUGGAAGAGAACAGGGAAAUGAAAGAGGUGCGUCUGUGCAAGGUGUGUCUUAGCAACGAGCUCGGCAUCGUUUUUCUGCCGUGCGCCCACAUGGUCACCUGUCCCGACUGCGCGCCACAGCUCACCACCUGUCCCAUUUGCCGGUCAAACUUUUGCGCCUAUGUUCGCGCUUUUCUGCCCUAAUAAGUUUAGUGUCAGUGGAAAGUUGUAUUCUGUAAAUAAAAUGAACAUUUGGAUAAUCUGUCUAGCCACUUACUCAGUUAACAAGCUCCUGUUAUGCUUCCCAAGGGACAUUAAAACACCCUCACCUCAAGCCAGAAUGCGAAUAUUCUUGGGUUGUUAUGUAUUUUAAUUUUACUAACAAAUAUGUGAUCGAGUGCAGUGUAUGAACAAUUUUGAAUUAUUGUGUAAAGAUAAACACUCUAGUUAGAUCUUGCUUUAAUGUCCUCAUUUUUGUAAAUUUGAAAUAGGCGAGUGCCUUAUUGUAACAAAUUAAGAUGGUGACAUAUAUGCUGUAUUUAAUUAUUUUGAUUGGCAGGUUUCAAAUCAAAAUUCAAACAGCAUUGCAUUGGGAUGAAUUUUCAUUAAGUCAAUACAUCGAAUAAAAUGUAUUUAUUAAUCACAAUCA
This is a messenger RNA of Cloeon dipterum, 1796 nucleotides long. RefSeq names its product putative inhibitor of apoptosis. The transcript has 8 exons. The record is from RefSeq and is a predicted model, not a curated record. Gene Ontology annotation, biological process: positive regulation of canonical Wnt signaling pathway; negative regulation of apoptotic process; positive regulation of protein ubiquitination. The coding region runs from base 164 to 1351 and encodes 395 amino acids. Lineage: Eukaryota; Metazoa; Arthropoda; Insecta; Ephemeroptera; Baetidae. Gene Ontology annotation, molecular function: ubiquitin protein ligase activity; cysteine-type endopeptidase inhibitor activity involved in apoptotic process. Gene Ontology annotation, cellular component: nucleus; cytoplasm.